Molecule: messenger RNA, 1315 nt
Organism: Brassica oleracea var. oleracea
Lineage: Eukaryota; Viridiplantae; Streptophyta; Magnoliopsida; Brassicales; Brassicaceae
Exons: 4
Coding region: 86-1156 (356 amino acids)
Biological process (GO): regulation of cell cycle
Cellular component (GO): nucleus
Source: RefSeq, a predicted model, not a curated record
GCUUCGUGCAAAAACCCUCCUUUGCUUAGCUAGCAACCAGAGAGAGAGAGAGGCGCAAUAGAGCUGAAGAAAGAAGACGAAAAAAAUGGGGAAAACAAAGAAAGAAGAUCUGAAUCAAUUUCUGAUUCCUCACCUCAACACCAUCUACGAUACUCUCGAUAAUCUCCAGUUGUUCGAACGAACAGCGUUUGCGACAGAGGAGAAAGUGAACUGGAACGAUGCUCUUCAGAUGUCUGGUCAUCUCUCUAGACAAGCCACCAUAGUGGGAAUGCUGUGGAGUGGAGAAGCUCCAAAAGCUGAAUCACUUAAGGGGACUAUGGAGUCUUACUUCAACGCUCUUCAAGGCUUCAUACUUUGUUGCCAUGUAAGCACUGUUGGUGCUGGCCCUACUCUUUCUUCGCUCAUUCAUGUCUCCGUCAAGAAGAUCGUCGAUUCCAGCCUCAGAUUGUUGCAGGGUUCUGUCUCCUUAUACGAGGGAUCAUAUGAGAAGGACAAGAAGCCGUCUAUUCCACGGCUCUCAGGAGCAGUUUGGGAAGCAUGCUCUGGUUUCAAGAAGGUUCCUACAACAAACAUCACUGCCAUUGGCAGAGCUAUUACUCAGGUUGCUGUUUCCAUGAAGGAUGUCCUCAGGGAGAUGAAAGAAGUGAAACCAGCUCCACCUGAGGAUGACGCAUCUGGUGAUAACAACAACUCAGAUGAUGAUGAUGAUUUAGGGAAUGAUCUGUCUCCCGAAGAAAUGGAAAUUGCUCAAAUGGUAGCUGAGAUUGUGUCUGAGACCAUCAUGGUGACAAAAGAACUCAUCCGAGUUAUCACCGGGAUGAUCAAGCUGGAGAAUCCAAAGGAUAACAGCGGGUUUGUGGACUCGCUUGAGAAGAUGCUGAAGCUGUGUAAAGGAACUGGUGAUCAGAUCGAUGAGAUUGGAGCUUGUGUUUAUCCUCCGCAGGAGAUUGUCAAGAUGAAGCAAGCGCUGAAGAUAAUACAGGGAAACCUCGAUGAAGUCGAGUCCGAAGUUGAGGGUUUGAAGAGUGCUUCAGAGGCAUUUACAGGAGCUUGCAGGAAGCUGAGUAGCUCGAUGAAACACAUGGAAGCUGAGUUAGACAAGAGAUGCGAGGAUGAAGUAGUUACUGAAAUGCAGAAUGUUACUCUUGGCAGCUAGAAAGUUUAGGAUUUUGCAAGGUUUCUUCUAAGUUACAUUUUUGUGUGUGUUUUAUUACAGUAAAGUCGUGUACUUUUAUGUUCCUGUCGGAAAGUAGCAUGUGUCUUUUUAACACUCAUGAUUCAUGUAAUAUGCAUUGUUCAAUGUGUGUGCGUUACA